This is a messenger RNA of Procambarus clarkii (red swamp crayfish), 321 nucleotides long. The record is from RefSeq and is a predicted model, not a curated record. Lineage: Eukaryota; Metazoa; Arthropoda; Malacostraca; Decapoda; Cambaridae.
AUGGAGUCUCACCUCAAGAAACACAAAAAGAACCUGGAAAAGGUUCAGAAGUUUGCGACAAAGCUCGUACCAGAAUUGCGAGGGAUGGGAUAUGAAGAGCGACUGAAAGAAUUUAACCUGACGACGCUUGGAAAAAACAGGAGGGGGCGGGGAGACAUGAUAAAGAUAUAUCAAAUACUUAGGGGGAUUGACAGACUGGAAAUAGAGGAAAUGUUCAAAUUGAAUGUCAAUAGAAGAAGGAGACAUGGGAGGAAGCUCGAGACUCAGAGUAAUCAUAGAGAUACUAGAAAGAUUUUAUUUACCAUACGAGUAAUGAGAUAA